GCAGAAAGAAGAAGCUGCCAAUAGAAAAAUAAAAAGAAGCUGCCAUUAACCUGUAGGAUUUGUUUUUGUUUUGGAUUUUUAAAUUUUUAGAAUAUUGUUUUUUAAAACAGUACAUAAGAAUGGAUGAAAUUGAAAAAAGAUUGUACUCAAAUAAUUCGAUCAAUGUAUCUAAUUUGGUAUCUAAAAUAGUUGUUAAUGUUAAGAAAAAACACGAAGAUGGAAUAAGAGAGUAUCCAGAAGUUAAAUUUUUGAAAGAAAAGUUUUUGACCACCGAUUCUCUUAUUAGUGAAAUAAUAGGAAUUGGUAUAAUGCAAUUAAUAAACGAUGGUGUGCUGCCAAUUGAGAAUGUUCUUACAGAUUUAUUGAGCAGUUUAGAUUCAGUCAGAUGUUAUCCCAGCUUAAUCAAUAUAUUGGGGGAUCUAUUACAUCUCCAUUUACAGAAAAAACAUGUUAAUUACAAUUUAACUAAUCCGCAACAUCCUUUUAUAACAUUAUUGAUGAAAAAUCCAGAAGUGUCUCAUUAUAUUAUAAACAAAUUAAGGAAUUUACUAGUAUUAGGAAAGUGUGAUCAUAAAUUAUUUCAGUCAUUUUAUUUGUAUAGUUUAAACUGUCCUUCAAAAAGUUCAGUAUAUAUAUUGAAAUUCAGGUUGUGGAAUUUUUUGUUGGACCCUAAAUGCAUAGAAACAGUUCCUAAACAUUCCUACAAUACUUUUUUAAGUUGGUUUCAGGUGGAUAGAAGGGAAGAUUUGGAAAUAAUAAGUGACCAAAUCACAGAUGCUAUUGAUGUGUCCGUAAAAAAUAAGGAUUUCUUAAAUUUGGAGAUGUUAAUAUUAUGGCAAAUCAACAUUUUAUGUAAUUUAUCAAAACAUAAACUAGAUCUACAACCUACUCUAAAUUGUUUGAUACAGAAUUUAACUGGUAGAAAAUUGAUCACCAUUGAUUGCAUGCUGAUUAUUCUGUCUCAAGUAAUUGAUAAUUGUUCUCCUUUAUAUUUAAAGCAAGUAUUAGAAUUAUGCAAAAGUUUAAUUGAAGAAAAUUCUGCCAAUUUGUAUUCUAUGUGUGCCCUCAAAGCUGCUAUAUUACAAUGGCUUGCAUCACCCUGUAUAUUAACUAUUGAGGCGUAUGAUACAGCAACAUUUAUUUUAAAACUACUUUGUGAAAAUAGAGAUAUCAAAACAAAUACUGAUUUAAAAAAAUUUGCUCAAGAAUUUAAAGAUCAAUUAUGUACAAAUAAAAAUAUCUUUCUUUCUGUAAACAUUUCUAUACAAUUAGAACAUUUAAUAAACGAAGAAUAUCUUAGUAAAUUUGUAGAAAACAUUAAAAAUACACCCCAUGAAUUCAAAUCGGACAAUUUUAACUUUUUGUGCAGUUUAAUGUUAAUAGAUCACAAAAAUCCUGAUAUAUCUGUCGAUGUUUUGGAUAUGCUGUUAAAAUGUGUUCAAAAUGACAUUUCUUUAUCACCAAAACUACUCACUCUGAUUUUUUAUAAAAUUUCCAACAAUCAACAACCCAAAUUCAAUUUUGCUUUGUUAAAAUCAUUGCCUAAAAUGGUCAUUUUGAGAGAUAACAUUCCAAAAGUCGUGGCCGCCAUACAGGCAAUCAGUAAAGGAUCGGAAAAUUUGUAUAACAUUGGAUUAUCGCUAGCGUUCGAUGUUUGGAGAUUGGACCACAAAUGUUAUACUUUUUUGGAAGAUUUGUUGGUAAAUAAUCCGCCUACCAGGAAGAAGUGGGAAAGAAAUAUCAUUAAGGCUGUUAUUUUGAAGGAAUUGUGUGAAAAAAAACCAGAACUGUAUGGAAAAGACAUAAUAGCUCAUUUAUCUACAAUGUUAAAUGAAUGUAACGAUGAAGAUGGCACCUUACCGUGUGCUAUAGCCAUUGAAGCUAUAACUAUCUUGUGCAGAUCUGGCGUUAUAGAUAUCAAAACGACUUGGGCCACUUUAGCUCCAAAAUUCAGCAACGAUUACAGAUACCCCGUCGUCAAAAGUUUAUGUAGUUUGAUUCAAGAAAUACCACAAUUAUUGAGUACCGAGUCUUAUAUUGAAUUGUUCGAAGAAGUUGUACAAAAAUUGUGGCAGUACGUCGAUUUUGGUGAUAAUAAAAUUAGCGAGGUUGCUUUAUUGAGUAUAACUACUUUCGGAAUUGAACAUAUUCGUAAAAGUUUGCCAGAAAAGUAUUUGGAAAUCAACACUGUUACCAACUUAAACUCCAUUACAGGUAAAACUUGGGUACAUUUUCUGAUCGAAAAUAACGCAUCUCCCGCUGCUUUAAAUUUUAUCAAAAAAAUGGUAUCUAACGAAAUUGAUGAGUAUUUGAAAUAUGUAUACCAAAGUAAAGGACCUAAAGAACCCGUAAAUUAUGGGUACUUACCUUCUCACAGUGUCGUUCGAGCUAUUGGGGAAUUUAUAAAAACUUGGGCUAACAAAUGGAGGGGCAGCAUCCACGACAAACUCUAUUUGGAAUGUUUGAAGAUCUUCGGGUAUGAAUACAGCAAACCGUUACCACCUUUAGAUUGGUGCUUCUUGCAAGAUCUCGUACACGAUACAAAAACUAAAGGAUAUUCCGUAGAUAUCGCGUCUCACCAAGUUGUUUUAUCUGGGACAGCGCGAAGGCUGAUGGAGAAUUAUAUCAUCGCUGCUACUGAGAAUCCGCAGGAUGAAGAUAUAAGGAAUGUUUACAGGAAUUUAAAAUUCCUAGCUAGAAGUAUUCAACCGAUGAUUUUGAGGCCGUUUUUCGAAACCACCCUUUGGUUUGCUAUUAAAAAAUACAAUCAAAAUGAAAUCGGUCUUUUAAAUGAAGUUUCUGAAUUUUUAAAAAACGUUUUGACACUUCCCGAUGUACAGGACACGAAUAAAAUCAUUGUGGUGCAGGUUUUGGAUAGCAUUAUCUUCGUCACUGAGUUAAAUUCCCAGUUGUUUGAUGUUUUAUGCCAAACUAUCAUAGCAGCGCCCUCUAACUGUUUGAAACAACACGCCACUAGCGUGAAAGUUACCGACAACGAAGAACAAUUCAAAAAAUCGGCAAAAAUUCGAUUUGCUUUAGCUAAAAGGUCGAAAAUGUUACCGCUGAUUUGGCUAGACCAGAUUAUCGAUGUAUGGAGUAAUAAUUUCAGAAAUUUGAAAUUGUGGACCGAUCUCGCUAGAGUAUUCGAAUACCACAAUAACAACACCGACGAGUGUGUACCGUGGCUUCUCGAACUAAUCGGUCAAAUCCAAGCCAAAAUCGCCGACAGAUGUGACAUACCAGUCAUUUCUUAUCUGUUUGACAUUCUUAUUUUCGCCGUGGUCUUUUUUUCGGGUAACUUCGUAUUUUUGACAGAAGGAAAUGAAUACAAUGAAGCAGAAUUAAAAGAUUGUUUUCCGCAAUCUUUGGCCACUUUGUUGGAUAGAAAUUAUUGGGAGACGUGCUCCGUACAGGUUUUGGAAUGGUUGUAUCACAUGAAUACAGAGGAAAGUAUACCAAAAAAAUAUCGGAAAAUCUUCGGUAUUUGUCUGCAAGCUUUAAAGCACAACGAAGAAUUCACGAAAAAUCAAAGAUGGUUAAAAUAUUUGAAUAGUAGUACAAAUUUUGAAUAA
Messenger RNA from Psylliodes chrysocephalus, 3572 nucleotides. Lineage: Eukaryota; Metazoa; Arthropoda; Insecta; Coleoptera; Chrysomelidae. The record is from the annotation of a GenBank genome assembly.